CUCGCGAGCACCCCAGCCGAUCGUCGCUGUGGACAAGCCAGCCACACCGACCCCCUUCCAUUCUCCUGAUCAACAUCGUCCGGUGGCAGAAGCAGCAGUAGCAGCGACAUGUGGAAGACCCCUCGACAACCGGCGCUUAUCCUGCGACUUCCCUCUCAGUCUUGGCUGCUGCGGACAGACAGCAAGCCUAUCGCCUCUGCCCAUGUCUCGCUCAGGCACUUUUCCGCUCUCCCUCUGGAUCCGGAAGCCAAGGCGCAAAAGGGCCGUCUGGAACAAGUCAUCAAGACCUUUGCCGCGCCCAUCCGCUACGCCAUCGCCUAUGGCAGCGGGGUGUUCAAGCAGCAUGGCUAUUCGGAUGCCAAGCUGGGGUCAAAGGAUGCGCCAAUGGUUGACUUUAUCUUCGGCGUCACGCACCCCGAGCAUUGGCAUUCACUCAACAUGCGCGAGAACCCAUCGCACUAUUCGGCCGUCCGAUACCUGGGCAGCCGCUUUGUCUCAGUGAUCCAAGAGAACUUUGGUGGACACAUCUACUACAACCCGUACUGCACCGUCGAUGGGCUGACGAUCAAGUACGGCGUGGUUUCCAUCGACCGCCUCAACGACGAUCUCAAGAACUGGAGGACAAUGUAUCUCGCAGGACGCAUGCAAAAGCCGGUUAUGACACUCCGUGAAGACGCUCGAGUGCAGCUGGCAAACCAAACGAACCUGGAAAACGCCGUGCGGGUCGCGCUGCUGCUGCUUCCGUCCGAGUUCACCGAGGAGGAGUUGUUUAUUGCGAUUGCGGGGCUGUCAUACCGAGGCGACUUCCGCAUGCAAGUUGGCGAAAAUCCUCAUAAGAUCAGAAACAUUGUCACGAGUCAGCUGCCCUUGUUCCGAGCAAUGUACCAGCCUAUCAUCGAGAAUAUGCCCAAUGUGAACUAUGUGCAGUACGACAACGAGAGGCUGCAGCAGGAUGAAGAUGUCAAGGUCCGCGGCCAGAUGCUGCAGAAGCUCCCAAAGAGUCUUCAGGAACGCAUCCAGACGAGCCAUCGGUGGUAUAUCUCGCGCACUCGAACCCAGGCGCAGACACCGAUAGGCGAACCGCUAUUCUCGCAAUCCGUCGUCUCCUCUCCACACUUUGAGGAGUACGUCGGCAAAGGUCUGGCCAGGGUUGUUGGACGUCCGGCUCUGGUACAGUCGAUCAAAGGCCUUGUCACAGCCGGCCCGGCUCGUUCAGCAGCGUACGUCUCUGCCAAGUUGAAGAAGCGAGUGGGUUCAAAGUAGAUAACCGUAUCGAGUCCCGAGAGCACAGACGGCGCUGAGCCCGAGGGUGAACCCAGUGCCCACCUCAUUAUGAUCGAUCGCCGAACAGGACCGAGCCGAGUCCUGCCUCACGCACCACGGACUGAAAUAGAGUCUUUAUCGUGGAAACCUCAUGCCCACGCCCUGUCUCCG
This is a messenger RNA of Polychytrium aggregatum, 1434 nucleotides long. RefSeq names its product mitochondrial matrix Mmp37. Bases 109 to 1263 code for a protein of 384 amino acids. Gene Ontology annotation, molecular function: phosphatidate cytidylyltransferase activity. NCBI's taxonomy places the organism in Eukaryota, Fungi, Chytridiomycota, Chytridiomycetes, Polychytriales. The transcript is spliced from 7 exons. Gene Ontology annotation, cellular component: mitochondrion. Gene Ontology annotation, biological process: cardiolipin biosynthetic process; CDP-diacylglycerol biosynthetic process. The record is from RefSeq and is a predicted model, not a curated record.